Molecule: messenger RNA, 2712 nt
Organism: Symbiodinium natans
Lineage: Eukaryota; Dinophyceae; Suessiales; Symbiodiniaceae
Source: the annotation of a GenBank genome assembly
AUGAAGCCCCAGUGGGUAGUGCACGAAGAGGAGCGUGUAGCAGCACUGGCGUGGAAAGAUGAUGGCGGAGACAUCAAAGCUGAUGAGCUUCGCCAACAUCCCGAAGAAAAGUCGAAGAUGACUUUUGCCGAUUUCAAGGAGAAGUUCAGCGAAAAGCUGAAGCCAGAGGAACUGGAGCCCUUCUGGCGUGAGAAGAUGCGACCCGAGUGGGUGGACACAGCUCUUGCACGGCCGCUCACAGACCUCACCCAGGUCAAGGCUCCCAUCCCAGAUGCGGCCACCUGGAAGGAUGAUGGAAGUGCCAUCAAGGCGGACGAGAAAAGGCUGCCGCCAGAAAGCUCGCAGCCCUGCACGUUCGAGGAGCUGAAGGCCAAGCAACCUGACUCCGCUGCCGAGGAGCUGGAGAAGCUCUGGCGCGAGCAGAUGAGGCCAGAGUGGGUGGUCCAAGAACUGCAGUACAUCAAGGCCGAAGAGUGGAAGGAUGAGGGUGAGGAUGUCAACGCAGAAGAGCUGCGCCAGCAUCCAGCAGAUGACGAGUACUACACCUUUGAGCAGCUCAAGGUGAAGGUUGGAGGCGAAGGCGUAACGCUGAACGAGGCUCAACUUGGCCAUGCCCGAAAGUUUUGGAGGGAGAAGAUGAAGCCCAAGUGGGUGGUGGAAGCCUUGAAGGUCGGCCCAGGCCCUCACCUGCUGGCGCGAAGGAAGGAGGCGUCGGCUCGGAAGAGCUCCACCUCCCCGGCAAAGUCAAAGUCCAAGGCCACGUGGAAGGACGAUGGCGGCCCCAUCCGGCAAGAUGAGACGCGCAGACAUCCUGAGCUGAAACAGUAUUUCAGCUUUUCGGAGCUGACCAAGCGCUUUCAGGACCAGAUGAAGGCGGACGAGAUCGAAUCCUUCUGGAGGGAGAAGAUGAAGCCACGCUGGGUGGUGAACGAGGAGGAAGGUGCCAAAGAUCGCCGACCUCAGAGAAGCCGAAGGAGUCCUAGCAGACGGCGGCGAAGUCCCAGCCGCCGUCGGAGGAGUCCUAGCCGGAGACGCCGCAGCCCGCGGCGAAGUCCCCGGCGAAGUCCCCGGCGCAGCCCACGUCGCAGCCCACGGCGUAGCCCCCGGCGCAGCCCCCGCCGGCGAAGCCGAAGCAACCGGCGGAAAAGCCGAAGCCGGAGCCGAAGCUUCGACAGGAUUCCCCGCAACGACCGCCUCCGUCAAGAGUACAGCGGAAAGCGUGCCGACACCGAGCAGGCCGACAAGGCGGCGGACAAGCCUACGGAGGGUCCAGCGAUGGGCGGCCCCCUGAAGCUCAUCGGUGAUCAGGACACAAGCCUUCUUGGCACUGUAGCCAGGUCGCAGCCCGUUUGUUUUGUUUUACCUGACCCGUCUAUGAUCCUAAAAGAUGCAACGAGGUGGGACUACAUCCUGAAGGAUGAAAGUCGCAGGUGUUUUGCCGGCCGCCUCAGCCACCAGCUCUCCGAGGUCAUGGUGCUCAGAUCUUAUUCCGCCCUGGCGGUCAAAGGCGACCCAGAUGCGGAGGCUUUGGGUCCCGGCGUGCGCUGCGCCACGUGUGCAGGGCCGGCGCACCAGGAUGUGAUGAGCGCUUGGAAGGGCAGGUGUAUCUCGGCAGCAGUCGUCUUCAGCCUCGCGACGUGCCUGGCUGUGGCAGUUGUAGCACCGAUGAGGCCGGUCAAGGACCGCCAAUCACCUCCGGGGCUGACAGGCUUAGCGCUUGAGGAGGAACUUCCAGCACCAGGAGAGUGUGUCGAGUGCCUGUCGAGUGGAAGGCCAUCUGUGUGCAGCGGGGCAGGCGUGCAGCGGCGAUUGACCGGUGACGGUGCUCCGCGGCUGGAAGAUGCCAUGGAGGAGCGCAUGUUGCAAGGCUCGCCGCAACAAGAUGCAAAAGCGCUGGAGAGCUGGCUUGAUCGAGGAAACGUGAAAGAGCUGAAGACCUGGUUGCAACGAGGACGGAAGACUGGUCUGCAAGGACCGGAGGUCUUGGAGACCGCAAAAGAGCUGCAGGCAUUUCUGUCCGGCCAUCCUGUGAAAGGCCAGUGCCCAAACCGCUCGCCCGUGCUGUCGGCGUCAAUGACGGUCACGCUUCAGCAGCAAGAGUUGCCUUCGGAGCUCUUCCUGCCCCUGCUUCUCAGGGUGGCCAAAGAUAGCUUUGGGCGCUUGAUGAGGACGACACCGGAGACGGUGAUGGUGAACAUUGGCGCAGAUGGGACCGAGGAAGAAUUACUGUCCCUGCAGGAAGCUGUGGGAUUGGGCGCAGGCAAGAAGUUUCAGAUCAUCGCGGAGGUGACGGACCCCUCCAUGGACGCCAUGGUUGCUGCGUCAGGAAAAGACUUCCCGAAAGAGUUCCACACGCAGGUUUCCGGUGCAAUGAUGCGGCAAGGCGCAGCCGAAGGUGUUGGCGACUUCCAUACCUGGGCUGACUUCGCGAUGCCGCAGAUGCAGGAGAAGAACAGCUACAUGAUUCAGGGCAAGUUCAAGUCUCUCGGACUCAGCACGGCCUGCCAGAGCAAGGGCCAAGUUGCCGUGGAGGACAUAGCAGUGCAUUCGCUUCGGCACUGCUCGGCAUCGUGUGCACUGGACUCAGGAUGCCACGGCUUCCAAUUUUACCACAACACGCAAGCCUGCCACCUGUGGAAAGGGAAGAUCUGCCACGGCCAGGAGUUCUGGGACAAGUCGAAGAGGUCCGAAUGUUUUGUGAAAUGCGGUUGA